This is a messenger RNA of Moneuplotes crassus, 662 nucleotides long. The record is from the annotation of a GenBank genome assembly. Lineage: Eukaryota; Ciliophora; Spirotrichea; Euplotida; Euplotidae.
UCGUAUUGUAUAAUAAUAAUAACCAAUGUCAAUAAUGAAGAAGGUCGUGGUUGUAGGAGAUACCUCUGUAGGGAAGACUUCACUAGUAGGAAAGUAUGUAGAUGGAUGUUUUGCGGGAGAACAUUUCGCAACUGUUGGAGUUGAUUUUCGAUGAAAAUAACAAAUCUCUGAGUAUCUGGGACACUGGAGGCCAGGAGAGAUUCAAAUCAAUCACCAAAAGUUACUUUAAAGGAGCCCAUGCUGUAAUCCUAGUAUAUGCUUGAGAUUGUGAAGAGUCCUUCCUAAAUCUGAUCAACUGGCUUGUUACUAUUGAAUCUUCAGUUGAUGAGGAUGUAGUUAAAGUACUCAUUGCGAAUAAGUCUGACAUUGAAGAUAUUUCUGUCAGUCACAAAAAAGGAAGAAUAUUCGCUGAAGAAAACGAUAUGCUUUUCUACACAUGCUCCUCAGUCACUGGUGAGAACAUAGAUGAGGUUUUUGAUAGGAUCAUUGAUGAAUUAAGAGAAAUAGACACUACAGAUGCAAUAACUCAUCACAAGGAUAGCUUCCUUCUUGAAUCAUGCUCGGAAACAACUCGUCCUAAAAAGAAGAAAAGGAGGUGAGCACUCUUCGGAGGCUUCGGUAGCAAAAAGAAGACUCGAAAGAAAGAUGGUUUGAUUAACUAA